This is a messenger RNA of Emericellopsis atlantica, 1124 nucleotides long. RefSeq lists its product as uncharacterized. The coding region runs from base 194 to 661 and encodes 155 amino acids. The record is from RefSeq and is a predicted model, not a curated record. NCBI's taxonomy places the organism in Eukaryota, Fungi, Ascomycota, Sordariomycetes, Hypocreales, Bionectriaceae. The transcript has a single exon.
GGCCUUUCGGCCGUCGCUGGCCACGAUCACGUCUCUGAGCAACGGGCGAGGGCCCAGCAAGGGCAGGCGAGGUCAAGGGCGAGGCCAUCAUGAGUAUAUAAGGUUGCCAUGUCUCGCUCCCUUGAGACAGAAACUCUUCAUCAGCACCAAGCACCUUCACACCAGUCCCACAAACCACCAACAAACCGCCAUCAUGAAGUUCUCCGUCGUCACCGCCCUCACCACCCUCCUGGCCUCCGGCGCCAUGGCUGCUCCCGCCGACGUGGACGCCCGCGGUGUGGCCACCGUCUCCAUGGCCGCCGCCUCCACCUGGACCAUUGAGAGCAUGAAGCGCAGCUGCGACAAGCCCGACAACAACUGCGCCUGGUCCUUCACCAUCAACAACAACGCCGGCUCCAAGCAGGGCUGCAGCUACACCGUCAAGCGCCAGAACAGCGCCACGCCCGCCUCCCACAGCCCCGAGACCGGCGUCAACUGCGGUGCCUACACCGUCACCAGCGGCUGGUCCGGCCAAUUUGGCGCGGGCAACGGCUUCACCACCCUCAGCGUCGUCAACAACAAGGACCGCACCAUUGCCUGGCCCGCCUACACCGACAAGCAGCUCCAGGGCGGAAAGGUUGUCACCCCCAACCAGUCCUACCCCGUCCAGAAGCUUCCUUAGGCGGUUGAUCUCGGUACAAACCCGGUUGUCCAAGGGGGGACGCUUGUUGAUGGGUGAUAUAUGAGAGUUUUGAGCGAUACACACGGUCCUUCUUACAGAAACUUAAUGUUUACAUUCUGAUUUGCGAAAAUGUCCCAUGUCUUGUGCCAUGUGAAGCUUUCUGCAUCUCGUUAAUCAUAAGGUGAUAUAUGCCUCGACGUGCAUUACCACCUCAAACCUUCACAGACAACCUCUUUCUCGCAAGAGCGCUCUCCCUCCAGCUCCAGAAUCCGACAUAGGACGCAGCAGGUCCCACGAGCACUUGCCCCACGGCGGUGUAGGCAACAGCCUUGACGGCUUCACUAGACCCCACGCAGCCGAGAUUGACGAGAUCGUAGGCAUUGUAGGCCAGGAACACCAAGAUGGACGCUGUGAGCAGCAGCAGGUCAUAUCUCAUAAAGAUUCCCAUGGUUUUCACAGGGUU